UUACCCUCUCCCCCUUCCCUUCUCUAUUAUCUCUUUCAUAUGUCAUUUUGAACACAAUUUCAUCUUUGAUUCUCCUCCCUCUGGCUUUCUUUCAUUCAAUCUCUCUCUCUCUAAACCCCCUCUGAAAAGGGGGUAUUUGCUUCAAGAAUCAGAAACCUGAUUCUGAUUGAUCGUUUGUUCCAAGAAAAGAAAGACCAAGUCUUUUUUAUCAUCUUUUCGGAAAACCGUUUCAUAAUCUUCUUAUACUUGUUAAUCGUAGAUCCAUCGCCUAUAAUCUGCCUUCGUUUUUCUCUCUGGUUUCUUGAAAAUCUUGUGUUAUUUUCUUGGUGGUUGGUGUAAUGCAAGGACAGAGGGGUGCGAUUGGUUCGUUUCCAGAAACCUUAGGAUUCGAUCAUGGUUCAGGAUCAAGUGAUGGAGAUCAGCAAAUUUGCUGGGAAAACAACCUGCAAAACUCGCCAUCAAACCGGCUAUCGGAUUAUAUGUCGUCUGCCAAUGGAAGUGAUCUAUUUUUGGAGUCUACAAAUCAAGAAGGGCAGGGCAUAAGUAUGUGGACGGUAGGUGAGGCUGGUUCGAGUUCUGGAACGAACCAAGUUAGUCAUGGUCAGAUUGAACCGAGACCAGACCGUGGGUGGCCGGCUCUAAUGAAGUCCUGCCCUGAACCAUCAGCAAGAAUGCUACAAUUGGGUGAUCAUGGUUCUUCAGUUCCUCAUAAUGUGCCUUUGACUUCGUUAGAGACGUUUAGUGGGUCGGCUACUGCUAGUAGUUCAUCGUUUUCGGACCCUUUUGGACCGUCAUCCGACCCUUUUGAAAUGGAUGAUCGUCGGUUAUCUCGGAAAAGAAAAGCUGUAGAAUUAAGUGUUGGACAAUCGUCUUCCGGAAUCGGAAGUUCGAACACGUUAGAAAGACCCGAGGGUGGUUCGACCAUGUGGCAGACGAUCGCUGAAAACCCUCCUUCGGAUAACCAGAUCAUUCCGAGACUCGGAUUGGGUGUUUCUGGACUUCCUUUUGAGAACCCGGUUGCAGAAAACACUCGUAGAAACGUUCAGUUGCGGAUUAGUUCUUCCCGUCAACAAGAUCCGUUGCUGGCGAAUAGUAGCAACAGACAAUCGGAUAUAUCGGCUCUUUAUCCAUCUUUGAGACUUAAUCCUGUAGAUUUUAGAUCACUACCUGUACCAGCAACAGCGGAAAAUUCGAAUUCAUCAAGUCAUCAAGGACAGCCGGUUCUCCGGAUUCCGGCAUUGAGAAGAAAUUUUCAGUCAAGUUCCAGGUGGAGUCGGAGUUCUAGCUCCCGAAACAAUCGAUCAUCAAAUCUUGUGAUUCCCGAGCGGAAUGAAGUUGAUUCAAGAGCGAUACCAUCCAACAUUUCCGAUCAUCCUCUAUUUGCCCAACCAACUGAAAUCAACUGGAGUGCAAAUGGUGGUGGUGGAACUAUAAGCAAUGCUGGAAAUGGUAUUGCGGCCACCUCUUCUCAGGCGGCACCCACUCCAUUAUCUGCAGCACCGAAUUCAUCUGCUCACCGGAAUCAGUCACAUUAUAAUCCUCGGAGAUUAUCUGCAUUUCUCCGGCGAUCUUUGCUGUCUGCAACUGAUUCAGAGGCUGCAGGUGGUCUGAACAGUAAUAUUUUCCCUAGAAUUCCUCCAUCUGCGAGUAGUUCCCAAGAUUUAGGAAUCCCAUCUGCAGUUAGCAUUCAAGGUCAUCAUCAGCAACAACAACCUCACUUGCGGACGUCCUCGGUGCUGGUGGGCAGACAGCUUGAGGGUGCUUUCGGUUUCCCCUAUCUUUCACGUUCAAUGAUGGCUGGAAGUGAAGGAAGAGGCAGAUUAGUAUCUGAGAUUCGCAAUGUGUUGGAUCUUAUGCGCAGGGGCGAACCUUUGCGAUUUGAGGAUAUUAUGCUCUUAGAUCAGUCGGUCUUCUAUGGGAUUGCGGAUGUUCACGAUAGGCAUAGAGAUAUGCGGCUUGAUAUCGAUAAUAUGUCAUAUGAGGAGCUAUUGGCGUUGGAGGAACGCAUCGGAAACGUGAACACCGGAUUAACCGAAGAUGCGAUUUCAAAGCAUCUCAAACAGAAACAGUACGUGACUGUAACAGGUCAGCCCGAUGCAGAACCAUGCUGCGUAUGUCAGGAGGAAUACAAGAACGGGGACGAUCUUGGAACGUUGGAGUGUGGGCAUGAGUUCCAUCACGGUUGCAUCAAACAAUGGUUGCAACACAAGAACUCGUGCCCGAUUUGCAAGUCGACGGGCUUCGGUGCGCCGUGAAGGGGCGAUGGAAAAUGGGGUAGGAAGAGCAUACCAUUACCAUACCAUUGGGGGCAUUAAGAGGUCUGGUUUAUGUUGUUAUUUUUUGGAUUCAUGAACCAAAAUUAAGGAAAAGGGAAGGAAAGACACAACUUAUGUCGAUUUUCCAUUUAUUUAUUAUUAUUAUUAUGCUCAUCACCAAGUUCAAAGUUUUGUAGUUGCUCUCUUUGUUUUAAGUUCAAAGUAUAUACUCCA
Molecule: messenger RNA, 2489 nt
Organism: Cynara cardunculus var. scolymus (artichoke)
Lineage: Eukaryota; Viridiplantae; Streptophyta; Magnoliopsida; Asterales; Asteraceae
Product: probable E3 ubiquitin-protein ligase RHG1A
Exons: 6
Coding region: 339-2255 (638 amino acids)
Molecular function (GO): ubiquitin protein ligase activity
Source: RefSeq, a predicted model, not a curated record